AUGACAGUGACUAGACAGUUCUCUACACAGUCUAUGACAGUGACUAGACAGUUCUCUACACAGUCUAUGACAGUGACUAGACAGUUCUCUACACAGUCUAUGACAGUGACUAGACAAUUCUCUACACAGUCUAUGACAGUGACUAGACAGUUCUCUACACAGUCUAUGACAGUGACUAGACAGUUCUCUACACAGUCUAUGACAGUGACUAGACAAUUCUCUACACAGUCUAUAGGAGUGACUAGACAGUUCUCUACACAGUCUAUGACAGUGACAAGACAGUUCUCUACACAGUCUAUGGCAGUGACUAGACAGUUCUCUACACAGUCUAUGGCAGUGACUAGACAGUUCUCUACACAGUCUAUGGCAGUGACUAGACAGUUCUCUACACAGUCUAUGACAGUGACUAGACAGUUCUCUACACAGUCUAUGACAGUGACUAGACAAUUCUCUACACAGUCUAUAACAGUGACUAGACAGUUCUCUACACAGUCUAUGACAGUGACCAGACAGUUCUCUACGCAGUCUAUGACAGUGACUAGACAAUUCUCCACACAGUCUAUGACAGUGACUAGACAGUUCUCUACACAGUCUAGGACAGUGACUAGACAGUUUUUUACACAGUCUAUGACUGACUAG
Messenger RNA from Candidula unifasciata, 639 nucleotides. Lineage: Eukaryota; Metazoa; Mollusca; Gastropoda; Stylommatophora; Geomitridae. The record is from the annotation of a GenBank genome assembly.